Molecule: messenger RNA, 514 nt
Organism: Ambispora leptoticha
Lineage: Eukaryota; Fungi; Glomeromycota; Glomeromycetes; Archaeosporales; Ambisporaceae
Source: the annotation of a GenBank genome assembly
AAUCGCGGACGUCCGACAAAAGAUCCGUGCACUACCAAAUGCGCCGAAAAAUUUUCCAGUAUUCACUUCAGAUCUCGGUUCAAAUGUUGGUGAUGCAUUUGUUAGCGCCGUUGACGCAGUUUUCGCGAAUGUCCAUCCCUAUUUUGCCGGUGUUACGGCUCAAGAAGGAACUAAUUGGACUCUUAAAUAUUUCGAUGAAAACGACGUGGUAUUUGCAAAUAAACAGAAUAAACCUGCCGUAAUUGCAGAAGUUGGAUGGCCAACUCAGGGAGCUUCGAACAAUGCGUCCGUCGCAUCAAUACCAAACUUACAAACUUUUAUCUCGCAAUUUAUUUGUAGUGCAAAUGCUCAACAAUACAAAUAUUAUUAUUUUGAGACAUUUGAUACUCCAUGGAAAACACAAAGAUUUACCGUAUUGGAAGGAAGCUGGGGAUUAUUUUAUCCAGAUCGUACGUUGAAACCUGGUCUUACAUUACCUGAUUGCGCCCCAACUGCUCCCGGUUUAAGCAAUUAG